Molecule: messenger RNA, 2957 nt
Organism: Episyrphus balteatus (marmalade hoverfly)
Lineage: Eukaryota; Metazoa; Arthropoda; Insecta; Diptera; Syrphidae
Gene: Ssrp
Product: FACT complex subunit Ssrp1
Exons: 6
Coding region: 165-2702 (845 amino acids)
Cellular component (GO): FACT complex; nucleus
Molecular function (GO): DNA binding; histone binding; nucleosome binding
Source: RefSeq, a predicted model, not a curated record
ACACAAAAACAUAACCUCUUUCAAACGGCGCCGAUUUAUUUGCUUGAAUUUUUGCGUCCCGCACAAGGAAAAGUUGUUAUUUAAAAAAUUCCACUAAAAUAAUAUCAAUUUCACAAAAUUUUGCAAAUAAUAAUUCGUAAAAAAGUACAAAUCAUCACUUAAUAAUGGAAGCCCUCGAAUAUAAUGAUAUUCAGUCUGAAGUUCGUGGAGUUAUGACUCCUGGACGUCUCAAACUAGCCGAUCAAAAUAUCGUCUUCAAAAACAACAAAACUGGCAAAGUCGAACAAAUCAACUCCGCCGACAUCGAAUUAGUAAAUUCACAGAAAUUCGUCGGCUCUUGGGGCAUUCGUGUGUUCACAAAGAAUGGAACUCUCCACCGUUUUUGUGGCUUCAAAGACAGUGAACAUGAAAAAGUUGGUAAAUUCUUUAAGAAACAAUACAAUCUUGAUAUGUUGGAAAAAGAACUCUGCGUUCGAGGUUGGAAUUGGGGCACAGCCAAAUUUAAUGGUUCCGUUCUCAGUUUUGACUUGGAUGUCAAGACUUCCUUUGAGAUUCCACUGAAUCAUGUGUCACAAUGUAAUACGGGAAAGAAUGAAGUAACUUUGGAAUUUCAUCAAAAUGAUGAUGCUCCAGUUGGUUUGAUGGAAAUGCGUUUCCAUAUUCCAACAAGUGAAUCGGCGGAAAUUGAUCCCGUCGAAAGCUUCCAAACGAAUGUCAUGAAUAAAGCUUCGGUUAUUUCGGUUUCUGGCGAUGCCAUUUCGAUAUUCAGAGAAAUUCAUUGUCUUACUCCUCGUGGUCGAUAUGAUAUUAAGAUUUUCUCGACAUUCUUUCAACUUCACGGAAAGACUUUCGAUUAUAAGAUUCCAAUGUCGACUGUCUUGAGAUUGUUCCUGUUGCCGCAUAAGGAUAAUCGACAGAUGUUCUUUGUACUGUCAUUGGAUCCUCCGAUAAAGCAGGGACAGACAAGAUAUCACUUUUUGGUUUUGUUGUUUGGUCCCGAAGAGGAUAUAUCACUUGAGUUGCCAUUUACUGAAGAAGAGUUGAAGGAAAAGUAUGAUAAUAAAAUAACUAAGGAACUCUCCGGGCCAGUUUAUGAAGUGAUGGGAAAGAUUAUGAAAGUUCUGAUCAAUAGGAAAAUUACAGGACCAGGAAACUUUAUGGGACAUUCCGGAACUCCAGCUGUUGGAUGUUCCUUCAAAGCUGCCGCUGGAUAUUUAUAUCCCUUAGAACGUGGCUUCAUCUAUGUCCACAAACCACCGCUGCAUAUUCGAUUCGAGGAGAUUGCCACGGUUAACUUUGCUCGUAGCGGUGGAUCGACUCGAAGUUUUGAUUUCGAAAUCGAACUCAAAUCUGGAACCGUCCACACAUUCAGCAGCAUCGAAAAGGAAGAAUAUUCCAAGUUGUUCGACUUUAUUCAAAAGAAGAAACUCCAUGUCAAGAACACCGGAAAGAACGACAAAGGAGCGUACAAGGAUGACUUUGGUGAUUCGGACAAUGAAAACGAACCAGAUGCUUAUUUGGCACGUGUCCAAGCUGAGGCACGCGAAAAGGAUUCAGAUUUAGACGAUGAAGAAGGUUCUGAAGAAGAAUCAACCGAUGAAGACUUCAAACCCAAUGAGAAUGAAUCCGAUGUUGCUGAGGAGUAUGACAGUAACGCACAGAGUGACUCAUCAGAUGAUAGCGAUGCUAGUGGAGGUGCUGGUGGUGGAGAUGCUGAUAGUGCUGAACGCAAAGAGAAGAAGAAGGAAAAGAAAGAAAAGAAAGAGAAGAAGGAAAAGGAGAGGAAAGAACGCAAAGAAAAAGUAGUAAAGAAGACAAAAAAGAAGGAUAAGGAUUCUAAUAAGCCCAAGAGAGCCACAACAGCCUUUAUGAGUUGGUUGAAUGAAACUCGAGAAGAAAUCAAAAAGGAUAAUCCUGGCAUUAAGGUGACUGAGAUAGCAAAGAAGGGAGGAGAGAUGUGGCGUGAUUUGAAAGACAAAUCCAAAUGGGAAGAAAUAGCCAACAAGGAUAAACAGAGAUAUGCUGAUGAAAUGAAAGAGUACAAUGCUAGCGGUGGUAGUGCUAAGGCUGCCGGAAGCGAUGAUGAAGGAAGCAAAAAGACUGCAGUAAAACGAAAGAAGGAAUCGCCAACUAAAAGAUCUGCUAAUACAUCUGGAGGAUCGUUUAAGAGCAAAGAAUAUAUCUCGGAUGAUUCGUCUUCAGAUGAUUCGGACAAAGCUUCGAAGAAGAAGUCCAAGGGUGAUGAUAAGAAAAAAUCAGAGUCUGAAGGAGAUGAUGAGGAAAUUGAUUCAUCUGGCGACUCGGAGGGUGAAAAAUCCAAGAAGAAAACGGAUUCUAAAACCAAGACAAAAGAAGUUUCCAAAAAGUCAUCAACAAAGGAAUCUUCGAAAAAGAAGAAUGAAUCCGAUGAAGAAAUGGAAUCAGAUGGUGAAGAAGAAAAAGACAAAUCUUCGUCUUCUAAAGGAAAGUCAAAAGACACAUCCAAGAAAAAGAACGAUUCAGAAGACGACGAAGAAGAGGAGGAAAUUGAGGAUUCACAUGAAGAUUCUGAAGAAGAAUCCAAAAAGAAAAAGCCGGAGAAAGUCAAGCCCAAGAGUAAACCAGGACCAGCAUCAAAACAAAAGAAUAAAGAGGAAUCAGAAGAUGAGGAGGAUGAAGAAGAAGAGGACGAAGAACCGAGUGAUGUGGAUGUCAGCGAUUAAACAUACAAAUGAAACAAACAAACAAAUAUUAUUUAAUUGUUUAUAUUUAGUUAUUAUUCCAUUACCGUUAGUUUUAUGUUCUUGUAACAGAUCGAUAAUUUUUGUUCUCUUUGUAAUACAAUACAUUUCUAUUAAGAUUCAUCGUUAAAAAUAUGGUUUUGUUUCAUGACAAAAAAAAUUUGUUUUACUUUUAUGAAAUAUGCUAUGUGGCCAUGGAAGGUUUGAGAAAAAUAAAACAAAUCAAAUUCUUUUUUA